Lepus europaeus (European hare) is the source of this 5290-nucleotide messenger RNA. RefSeq names its product mitogen-activated protein kinase kinase kinase 5 (gene MAP3K5). NCBI's taxonomy places the organism in Eukaryota, Metazoa, Chordata, Mammalia, Lagomorpha, Leporidae. Gene Ontology annotation, molecular function: MAP kinase kinase kinase activity; ATP binding. The record is from RefSeq and is a predicted model, not a curated record. Bases 34 to 3630 code for a protein of 1198 amino acids. Gene Ontology annotation, biological process: cellular response to stress; protein phosphorylation; MAPK cascade. The transcript is spliced from 27 exons.
ACGGGCGACGCCGCCGCGGCCCGGCCGGGAGAGAUGAGCGCUGACGCCGGCGAGGGCAUCACUUUCUCCGUGCCGCCCUUCGCCGCCUCGGGCUUCGGCUCCUUCCCUGAGGGCGGCAGCUACCGGAGGGGAGCCGCGGCGGUGGCCGAGGGCGAGGAGAAGCCGCUGCCGCCGCCGCCGCCGGCGGGCAGCUUCUGGAACGUGGAGAGCGCCGGCGCCCCGGGCAGCGCCGCGUGUCCCGCGGCCGCCCCCGGGAGCGGCGCCUCGCGGUGCCGCGGCAGCUCCGGGAGCGUGGCCGGCCGGCGGACCACGGUGGCGUACGUGAUCAACGAAGCGAGCCAGGGGCAGCUGGUGGUGGCGGAGAGCGAGGCCCUGCAGAGCCUGCGGGAGGCGUGCGAGGCGGUGGGCGCCACCCUGGAGACGCUGCAUUUUGGCAAACUGGACUUCGGGGAGACGGCGGUGCUGGACCGGUUUUACAAUGCAGACAUUGCUGUGGUGGAGAUGAGCGAUGCCUUCCGGCAGCCCUCCUUGUUCUACCACCUUGGGGUGAGAGAGAGCUUCAGCAUGGCCAACAACAUCAUCCUAUACUGUGACAGCAACGCAGACUCUCUGCAGUCACUCAAGGAAAUUAUUUGCCAGAAGAAUACUAUGUGCACUGGGAACUACACCUUUGUCCCGUACAUGGUGACACCACACAACAAGGUCUACUGCUGUGACAGCAGCCUCAUGAAGGGCUUGACUGAGCUCAUGCAACCCAACUUGGAGCUGCUUCUCGGACCCAUCUGCUUACCUCUCGUGGAUCGUUUCAUUCGACUUUUGAAGGUGGCACAGGCAAGUUCCAGCCAAUAUUUCCGUGAAUCUAUACUCAGCGAUAUCAGGAAGGCUCGAAAUUUAUACACUGGUAAAGAAUUGGCAGCUGAAUUGGCAAGAAUUCGGCAACGAGUAGAUAAUAUUGAAGUCUUGACAGCAGAUAUUGUGAUCAACCUGUUACUUUCCUACAGAGAUAUCCAGGAUUAUGAUUCUAUUGUGCAGCUGGUGGAGACUUUGGAAAAACUGCCAACCUUUGAUUUGGCCUCUCAUCACCAUGUGAAGUUUCACUAUGCAUUUGCACUGAAUAGGAGAAAUCUCCCUGGAGAUAGAGCCAAAGCUCUUGAUAUUAUGAUUCCCAUGGUGCAAAGUGAAGGGCAGGUUGCUUCAGAUAUGUAUUGCCUAGUUGGUCGAAUCUAUAAGGAUAUGUUCUUGGACUCUAAUUUCACAGAUACUGACAGUAGAGACCGAGGAGCUUCUUGGUUCAAAAAGGCAUUUGAGUCUGAGCCAACACUGCAGUCGGGAAUUAAUUAUGCUGUCCUCCUCCUGGCAGCCGGUCACCAGUUUGAAUCUUCCUUUGAGCUUCGGAAAGUUGGGGUGAAGAUAAGUAGCCUUCUCGGUAAAAAAGGAAACUUAGAAAAUCUUCAGAGCUACUGGGAAGUUGGAUUUUUUCUAGGGGCCAGUGUCCUGGCCAACGACCACAUGCGAGUCAUUCAAGCAUCAGAAAAGCUUUUUAAACUGAAGACACCAGCAUGGUACCUCAAGUCUAUUGUAGAGACAAUUUUGAUAUAUAAGCAUUUUGUGAAACUGACCACGGAACAGCCUGUGGCCAAGCAAGAGCUCGUGGACUUUUGGAUGGAUUUCUUGGUGGAGGCCACAAAAACAGAUGUUACUGUCGUUAGGUUUCCAGUAUUAAUAUUAGAACCAACCAAAAUCUACCAGCCUUCUUAUUUGUCUAUCAACAAUGAAGUCGAAGAAAAAACAAUAUCUAUCUGGCAUGUACUUCCUGAUGACAAGAAAGGCAUUCAUGAGUGGAACUUCAGUGCUGCUUCUGUCAGGGGAGUGAGUAUUUCUAAAUUUGAGGAACGAUGCUGCUUUCUGUAUGUGCUUCACAAUUCUGAUGAUUUCCAAAUCUAUUUCUGCACAGAGCUUCACUGUAAAAAGUUUUUUGAAAUGGUGAACACCAUCACUGAGGAGAAGGGGAGAGGCGCAGAGGAAGGGGACUGUGAAGGUGACUCUCUGGAGUAUGACUACGAAUAUGAUGAAAAUGGUGACAGAGUUGUUUUGGGCAAAGGCACCUAUGGAAUCGUUUAUGCAGGUCGAGACCUGAGCAACCAAGUCAGAAUUGCUAUUAAGGAAAUCCCAGAGAGAGAUAGCAGAUACUCUCAGCCCCUACAUGAAGAAAUUGCAUUGCAUAAGCACCUGAAGCACAAAAAUAUUGUCCAGUAUCUGGGCUCUUUCAGUGAAAAUGGUUUUAUUAAAAUCUUCAUGGAGCAGGUCCCAGGAGGAAGUCUUUCUGCUCUCCUUCGUUCCAAAUGGGGCCCCCUAAAAGACAAUGAGCAAACAAUUGGCUUUUAUACAAAGCAAAUACUAGAAGGAUUAAAAUACCUGCAUGACAAUCAGAUAGUACAUCGGGAUAUAAAGGGUGACAACGUGUUGAUUAACACCUAUAGUGGGGUGCUCAAGAUCUCUGACUUCGGGACAUCAAAGAGGCUUGCUGGCAUUAACCCGUGCACUGAAACUUUCACUGACCCAGAGACAACAAGCAGGAAUGGUACCCUUCAGUACAUGGCACCAGAAAUCAUAGACAAGGGACCGCGUGGCUACGGGAAGGCUGCAGACAUCUGGUCUGUGGGCUGCACGAUCAUCGAGAUGGCCACCGGAAAGCCCCCGUUUUAUGAGCUGGGAGAACCACAAGCAGCUAUGUUCAAGGUGGGAAUGUUUAAAGUCCACCCUGAGAUCCCGGAGUCCAUGUCUGCAGAGGCGAAGGCGUUCAUCCUGAAAUGUUUUGAACCAGACCCUGACAAGAGAGCCUGUGCUAAUGACUUGCUUAUUGAUGAGUUCUUAAAAGUUUCAAGCAAAAAGAAAAAGACACAACCUAAGCUUUCAGCUCUUUCAGCUGGAUCAAAUGAGUAUCUCAGGAGCAUCUCCUUGCCGGUGCCCGUCCUGGUGGAGGACACAAGCAGCAGCAGCGAGUACGGCUCCGUUUCCCCCGACACUGAGCUAAAGGUGGACCCCUUCUCCUUCAAAACCAGAGCCAAAUCCUGCGGCGAGAAAGACGUCAAAGGAAUACGGACCCUCUUCCUGGGCAUUCCAGAUGAGAACUUCGAGGACCACAGCGCACCCCCUUCCCCUGAGGAGAAGGACUCUGGGUUCUUCCUGCUGCGGAAGGACAGCGAGCGCCGUGCCACGCUGCACAGGAUCCUGACUGAAGACCAAGACAAAAUUGUGAGAAACCUGAUGGAAUCUCUAGCUCAGGGGGCUGAAGAACCUAAACUAAAAUGGGAGCACAUCACAACACUCAUCGCAAGCCUCAGAGAAUUUGUGAGAUCCACCGACCGAAAAAUUAUAGCCACUACACUGUCUAAGCUGAAAUUAGAGCUGGACUUCGACAGCCAUGGCAUCAGCCAAGUCCAGGUGGUACUCUUUGGCUUCCAGGAUGCUGUCAAUAAAGUUCUUCGGAAUCAUAAUAUCAAGCCACACUGGAUGUUCGCCUUGGACAGUAUCAUCCGAAAGGCAGUGCAGACAGCUAUUACCAUUCUUGUUCCAGUGCGGAGGUUAGGAGAGACCAAAAAUUACGAGUCACAGACUGGAAGACACUAAGGAGAUAUGACAGGUGACUGUACUGCGGGACCCUUGAUCGGAGAAGUACACCAGAAGGAAGAUGAAGAAAGUCAAGGAGGAGCUAUUGAUAGUGGCAUUGUAUCAACGCUGUUAUUGUGGUUUGCAUAAUCAGUGCUCAUUUCCUGGUUUUGAUAAUAGUGCCAAAGGUAUAUAAGAUGUUAAGGUUAGGGCAAGCUGCUAAAAGGUAUACAGAAACUCUGCUAUUUUUGUAACUUUUCUAUUAGAAAAUUAUUUCAACAUAAAAAGUGGGGGGUAAAAGUGUUCAAUUUUCUUUCUCCCUGAAGAAACACACAGAACAGAGAGUACAUUGCAAGAAGCUUAACAGUUUUUUUUUUUUUUUCUUCCUGUUUUCUCACUUGUCAUCAAGAGUCAGUCUUUGGAUUACUGGCAACAUUAAGGCUCUGUUUCACUUCUCCAGUACAGUCUGGCUGAGGGUACCAGAUGGAGCAGUGCUGUCAUAGAGACCAUGAUGGCAGUGCUAAGGCAGAGGGAAUCGCUAAUGUAGUUAAUUUGCUGUAUUAACGAUAGUUUUCAAAAGCUGUUUAAAGCGCGCAAUACUACCGCCAGUUGUUAAAUUAAAUCAAGCACGUGCCCUGUGUCCACAGUAUAAAAUGGUGAGCACUGUAUACCAUAUGAGAAGUUUAAUGUGGGUCUGACAUGCUGCACUCACAAGUGUGUGGGCUUCCUUGGCAUCAGAAAGACCCUGUGUUAAAGAAGCCUGGUCUAGUUAUUUUCCUCUUGGAAGAAGCUGCAUGAGGGUGGAUUCAUUUUGUUAUUUCUUCCCAUUGUGCUGCUUUGGAAAUAGGCACCAGCACCAGUGCCCUGAGUUCUAGUCUUGCUCCUGAAGUGUGGCUCUCUCCUGACACCUACUCUGCUUUGCAUUCUUCCCAGGAGGCUUUGGGCCACCUUCUUUCUCUCCCUAGUUCCCUGCCAAGCCAAGGCCUUCCCCACCUCCAGAGCCCCAUAUCAGCCCUUCAGCCUCUGUCAGUGAUUAAACACCACUGGACUUAGUCAUCGCAGGUGUGCUUUUUUACCUCUCAGCACUCAUAAUGCAUGGAUAUAUCAGGGUUCUUUAAACUAACAGAAACAAAGGGAUAUAUAUAGAGAGAGAAACAAGAGGAGGUUUAUCACUGGAAUUGGCUCAGGGGAUUAUGGAGGACGAGAAGCCCCACAAUACGCUGACUGCAAACUGGAGACCAAGACAUCUAGCUGGUGAUACAGUUAAUGCAAGUCUGCAGGGUUGAGAAUCAGGGCAGCUCAUGGUGUGACUCUCAGUAUGAGCCCCAGUGCCUGAGAAUCAGGAGCUGGACAUCCACAAGAAAGAAAGCAUGGAUGGGCCGGCUCCGUGGCUCACUAGGCUAAUCCUCCGCUUGCGGCGCCAGCACCCUGGGUUCUAGUCCUGGUUGCUCCUCUUCCAGUCCAGCUCUCUGCUGUGGCCAGGGAGUGCAGUGGAGGAUGGCCCAAGUGCUUGGGCCCUGCACCCCAUGGGAGGCCAGGAGAAGCACCUGGCUCCUGCCAUCGGAUCAGCGCGGUGCGCCGGUCACAGCGCGCCGGCCGCGGCGGCCAUUGGAGGGUGAACCAACGGCAAAAAGGAAGACCUUUCUCUCUCUCUCUCUCACUGUCCGCUCUGCCUGUCAAA